Molecule: messenger RNA, 498 nt
Organism: Salvia miltiorrhiza (redroot sage)
Lineage: Eukaryota; Viridiplantae; Streptophyta; Magnoliopsida; Lamiales; Lamiaceae
Product: pre-mRNA polyadenylation factor FIP1-like
Exons: 3
Coding region: 1-498 (165 amino acids)
Biological process (GO): mRNA processing
Source: RefSeq, a predicted model, not a curated record
AUGGAAGCAGAUGAAGAAGAAGGGGAGUUGUGUGCAGAGAAGUGGAAAACUCCCACUCCCAUUUAUUCAAACCAAAAUCCCAAAAUCUGGACAUCCAAACAAAGAGACAUAAUUCCGGUGCUGGUUGCAGAUACAUUCUAUGAUAAAGUGCUGAGACAUGCCACAGAUGGCAUUGAUAUACCAGCUUUGCUCAAUAUCCCUCCUAAACCUACAGCUGCCCAAUCUAAACGCUUAUGUGCUACAAAAACUGAGUUUAGCCAACGUGAUUUCGUUCGCAAAUUAGGGGUUAUGCUUUACUCCAACAAAGCAAUAAACUUUGAUGAUUUUGAAGAAAAGAUGUGGAGAAACCCUGGAGCCGACGCCACAGACUUCUUUAACUAUGGGUUGGACGAGAAACAAUGGAAGGAUUACUGCAAAGAGAUGCACGCGCUUAUACAUGGCAGAGUCCAGGACCAACUGCAACAAAUUGAGGUCUCUACUCUGCUACUUCUAUUCUAA